Messenger RNA from Onthophagus taurus, 1279 nucleotides. Its product is annotated as PI-PLC X domain-containing protein 3. Gene Ontology annotation, molecular function: phosphoric diester hydrolase activity. Lineage: Eukaryota; Metazoa; Arthropoda; Insecta; Coleoptera; Scarabaeidae. Gene Ontology annotation, biological process: lipid metabolic process. The record is from RefSeq and is a predicted model, not a curated record.
CAAAAAUGACAGAAAGCAAAUUUAAGGUUACCUCAAUUUAAAUUAUUUUUGUGACGUAAGGUCGAUUAAAUUCACGUAAAAAUGCGUUUUAAUUCAAAUACCGACGAGUAAAGCCUUUGUUCUCGUGACAAUGAAAAAGUAUCGAUUCGCAUUAAUUCCGUUACAAAGAAAAUUCGCAAUACAAACAAAAUUCAAGAUGUGAAUUGAUUAAAAUGGAAAUCUCUUUUUUUACCAAAAAUGUUCAAAUCGGAAAGUGUUAAUUUGUGCGACGACCUUGCUAAUUGGAUGACCAAUUUGCCGGAAUUAAUUAAAAAAGUUCCUAUUAAAAAUUUAGCCAUUCCAGGAUCUCACGAUAGUUUUACAUCAUCGAUAAAAUCCAGUUCGCCAAUUUCACCAGAUGCGGGUGAACUGUUACAACGAAUGAAUUGUAUGGGUCCAAUGUUUCGCUCGGUAAUUCGGCGAUGGGUGAGAACGCAAGAGUUUAAUGCACUCACUCAAUUACAAGUCGGUAUAAGAUACUUUGAUUUAAGAAUAUCCACUAAAGAAGGCACACAUCAAUUGUAUUUCGUGCACGGAUUAUAUUCCGAUGAGAUUGAUUCAGUUUUAAGAGAAUUAAUCCAAUUCUUAGACGAUCACCCAAAAGAAUUAGUUAUUUUAGACUGCCAACACUUUUAUGAGUUCACCUUGGCAGAUCAUUGGAGAUUAAUUUCUUACAUAAAGGGAAGAUUUAAUUCAAAAUUAGUACCGGUUUCGAGUUCAAUGGAUUUUUUAACCUUGGAGUACACCCAAAAACAUGAUUACCAAGUUAUAAUUAUUUAUCGAUGUAACGAAAUUGGAAACGAUAAGUUAUUAUGGCCAGGUUGGAAUUUCCCCAAUCCUUGGCCGGAAACUACGAAUAAAUCGGAGUUAAUUAAGUUCUUAGAUGAUGAAUUAAAACGAAGAAACAAUUUUACGGCUCUUAUUACCCAGUUUUUAUUAACACCAACACCCGGAUCGAUUUUAAAACGAUUUUAUAGUAGUCUAAAAAGUUCGUGUGUAGACCCAAUAGAUCAAAUGAAAUACAGGUGGCUUUUAGAGCAAUCUCCAAAAGAAAAAUUAAAUAUUGUUAUUGCUGAUUUUAUUGACAUGAACAAUUCAAAGUUUCCAAAAUGUGUUAUCUCGUUAAAUAAGGUGUAUUUAAUUGGGAGAUAUCCAAUAAGUUUAAAACAAUCUGUCGAGGAAUUAACAACAAUCGAGUUAUAAAUAUUAAAUAAUAAAGUAUUUUAUAACUGCACUUUCA